AGCGUUCAUUCCCUCAACCGGGUAUGCACUAGCAGUAGAGAUCGGGAUAGGAGUGCAUGGCCGCAAUGUUGACUUUUGAGACCAGGCCGGUCCUAUACCCUCACAGUCGGGGCAAAUGGCUCGGAGAGAGGCACGCUUACCAGUGUCGUUGAUGAUAGUGCCCUUGCGUAUUUGGGAUGGAAGUUGUGUUGUUGAGACUUGGAGCUUUGCUUCCUUUCGUACCUGGGAACAAGUUGCUUCUUUCCUCUGAAGCCCCGUCUUUGAGGCUGUGGUUGUUAGCAAGUGCUCAGCAGAUGUUAGGUGACAACAGCAUCUGAGGAAUAAAACACCAGAGAACCAGAGCUCAUGACUUCUGCAGCCAGCCCAGCCUAGGGGUCACCCCGGCACCUCCCUCAGUGACUGGUAUCACAAGGGAGACUUAGGAACUUGCAAACCUUUCUCUAAAACAUGAAACUUUGGGGGCGAAUACUUUGGACCCUCCUAUCUGGUUCCAGGGGAAGGAGGGGAGCCCCCCAAGGCUGGGCCCCCAACUCAUGGAAGCCUCGUUCAUCUCUGUCUGGGCAGUUGAAUGCCACAGAGGUGGUCAGCCACUGGACACAGGUCUUUGAGCAAAGAGGUAUCCCAGAGGCCCGGAAGUCCAGUGAGUACAUCGUGGCCCAUGUUCUUGGAGCCAAAACAUUUCAGAGCCUGAGACCAGUACUUUGGACCAAGCCACUGACCCCUAAACAACUGCAGUACAUCCAGGAACUGUGUAGUCAUCGAUUACAGAGGAUGCCGGUGCAGUAUAUCCUUGGGGAGUGGGACUUUCAGGGACUCAGUCUGAAAAUGGAACCCCCAGUGUUCAUUCCUCGGCCAGAGACGGAAGAACUGGUUGAAUGGGUUUUAGAGGAAGUGGCUCAGAGACCCCCUGCAGUGGGAGCCCAGAGUGGUCCCCUCAUUCUGGAGGUGGGCUGUGGAUCAGGAGCCAUUGCCCUCAGCCUGCUGAGUCAGCUCCCUGAGAGUCAAGUCAUUGCUGUGGAUAAGGGAGAAGCUGCUGUUCGUCUGACCCGUAAGAAUGCUCAGAGGGAGAGGUGCAAUGAGGGUUGCCUGGCGUUGGUCCCAUGGCUUUAUGGAUGGACGGACUGUGAGCAGUGGCUGUAUUGCUGGUCCAAGAAGGGCUCAUUUCCCUCCUGGUCCUUGAAGCCAAGGGUAAUGGCUUACAUCCUAUGCUCACCGCCACCUCCCCAUCUCUCCAGGCUUCAGUUGCAGGACAGGAUUCGGAUCGUUCCCCUUGAUAUAACUUCAGAAGGGUGUUGGACACACCUUUUGCCCUGGGGUCCCAUAGACUUGGUGGUCAGUAACCCUCCCUACGUCUUCCACAAGGACAUGGAACAGCUGGCACCAGAGAUCUGCAGCUAUGAAGACCUGGUAGCCCUGGAUGGUGGUGAGGAAGGCAUGGACAUCAUUACCCGCAUCUUGACCUUAGCUCCCCGGCUAUUGAAUGCCUCUGGAAGCAUCUUCUUAGAAGUGGACCCAAGACACCCAGAGCUUGUCAGCAGCUGGCUUCAGAGCCGGCCCGACCUGCGUCUUAGUCUUGUGGCUGUACGGAAAGACUUCUGUGGGAGGCCCCGGUUCCUGCAUGUCCGGAAGUCUGCAGCAUAGUGUGGCUACUCUGUGAACAGCUGGCCAGGAUUCCAGUCUGCUGGGGGCCUGACUGGCCCUGCAUGGAAUACUGCUCAGAGGGAGGCAGUAAUGCUGUCCAGAACCACAGGCAUGGCCCAUGGUUCUGCGAUUCCCCACGAUGGAUGUUGCUAGGAGACUUGGAAAUAAGGAUGGAGUGUUCUUCCUGGGGCAGCAAAGAACAGAGACUCAAGAGCUGGGUUUCAGGCCCAGCUCUUUCUCCUCAGUGUCACAGGCUACUUGUUGUUCCUGUGGUGAAACUGCUGAGAAGAUAUUGGGAAAUGUGGCCAGUUAAGUACCGAGAGAACAAUAAAUGGUAAACCAGCGUUUGUUAGCA
Molecule: messenger RNA, 1996 nt
Organism: Alexandromys fortis (reed vole)
Lineage: Eukaryota; Metazoa; Chordata; Mammalia; Rodentia; Cricetidae
Gene: Hemk1
Product: HemK methyltransferase family member 1
Exons: 11
Coding region: 448-1641 (397 amino acids)
Biological process (GO): protein methylation
Cellular component (GO): mitochondrion
Molecular function (GO): protein methyltransferase activity; nucleic acid binding
Source: RefSeq, a predicted model, not a curated record